UACAAUUACAAUCUACAAGAACGAAUGAAUUAGAAAGUCAUAAUCAAUGACGUUGCAACUUGCAUAAACUUGGAUUUAUGCAUCCAGUAAUUUUUUAAAAACUGAAUUCAAAAUUAUAAAUUUUUAAAAAAUUGCAUAGAAAGACAACAAAAAAAAAAAAACGAAUCAGGUUUAUUUCAAGACAAUUUUGGGCAUUAGCGGAUCUCUUUGCUAGUCUGCUACCCAUCAGGCAUCACAUCAGGGUUUUUAUUUGGUUGCUUGUUGCAUUGUUAUUCAACUCAAUGAUGGUAAAAUUCAAACUAUUGUAGCAAUUAAACUUGCCCAGGAUUCAUAAUUGCUGUAAAGUAAACCAUGUGGAUGCAAAGCAGGGAAUUCCUUGCAAAUCUAUUAGAAUCUUGCAUCAAACAUAAAGCCCACAAAGUUGGGAAGCUUCUUCAUGCUCAAAUUCUUCGCACGGGCUUCUCUUGUCAGACCUUCUUUUCGAACCGUCUCGUUGAUUUUUACUCCAAAUGUAACAAUCCCAGUUACGCUCUCCGUGUGUUCGACUUAAUGCCUGAGAGAGACAUCUUUUCUUGGAAUUCUGUUCUAAGUGCAUUGUGUGCAGUCAAUAGAUUGCGUGAUGCAGCGCUAGUGUUUGAUGAAAUGCCUGAAAGAAAUGUUGUCUCUUGGAAUAAUAUGAUCAGUGCUUUUGUUAAAAAUAGUGAUCAUAAUAAAGCUUUGGGAAUGUAUCUUUUAAUGAUAUCUGAAGGUUUAGUGCCAACCCAUUUUACUUUGGCAAGCAUUUUUAGUGCUUGUGGUGUUUUGUUAAAGCUAGAUUUUGGUAGGUUGUGUCAUGGUCUUGCUAUCAAAGUUGGUGCGGACCAGAAUAUGUAUGUGGGCAAUGCUUUGCUCUCUAUGUAUGCCAAGUGUAGGAGUAUAGGUGAUGCUUUUUGCACUUUCAAAGAAUUGCCAGCACCUAAUGAAGUGUCUUUCACGGCAUUGAUGGGUGGGUUGAAAGAGGCUCAAAGGGUUGAAGAGGCAUUAAGAGUGUUCAAGCUUAUGCACAAGACUAAAGGUUUCCUAGAUGCUGUCUCACUGUCCAGCAUUCUCGGUGUCUGUACUGGACGAGAGGGUGAUGGUUUCAGGCAUAAUAUGCAUGGAAAGCUAAUUCAUAAUCUUUCUAUCAAGCUUGGAUAUCAAGAUGAUUUUUAUUUGGUUAAUUCACUGCUUGACAUGUAUGCCAAGAACAGUGACAUGGAUAGUGCUGAGAUUAUUUUUCAAAACAUGUCCAAACGAAGUUCUGUUUCAUGGAAUAUCAUGAUUGCUGGUUAUGGUGAAAUUUACAAGUGUGAUAAGGCUUUAGAGCUAAUGGAGAGUAUGACAUUUUUUGGUUGUCAACCAGAUGAUGUCACUUUCAUCAAUGUCAUAGCUUCAUGUGUAAAAACGGGUUAUGUUGAAGUUGGGCGUCAAGUAUUUGACAAGCUCGUAUUCCCAAGCUUGAGCUCAUGGAAUGCAAUGAUUUCUGGAUAUUCACAAGUUAAAAAGUAUGAUGAGGCAAUAUCUCUUUUUAAAGAAAUGCACUUUAAGAAUGUGAAACCUGAUUGCACUACUCUGGCUAUUGUUCUUGCCUCUUGUGCAGAGAUUGCUCUUCUGGAAUGUGGAAAACAGGUCCAUGCUAUCGCACUAAAGGAAAAUUUGAAUGUUGACGUUUAUGUUGGUAGUGGGCUUAUUACCUUGUAUUCUCGAAGCGGUAAAGUGGAUAGUGCCAAGUCCAUUUUUCUAGAACUUCCUGCAGUGGACAUCGUGUGCUGGAAUUCUAUGAUUGCUGGAUUUGCUCUUAAUUCUCUAGAAAAGCAGGCUUUUGAAUUUUACAAUAACAUGAGAAGGAGGAAUAUGACCCCUACUCAGUUUUCCUAUGCUACAAUGCUGAGUUGCUGUGCUAAACAGUCCUUUUCAUCGCAAGGUAGACAAAUCCAUGCUCAAAUAUUAAAAGUUGGAUGUGAAAGUGAAGUAUUUGUAGGAAGUGCUCUUAUAGACAUGUAUUGUAAAUGUGGUAAUGUAGAACGAGGCCGAAAAGUAUUUGAUGCAAUGCCUGAAAAAAAUACUGUUAUUUGGAAUGAAUUGAUACAUGGGUAUGCACAAAAUGGUUUUGGGGAUGAGGCAAUGCAUAUAUAUAACUGUAUGGUUAGAGGAGGUAGUAAACCUGAUGAUAUAACUUUUAUAGCUGUUCUCACUGCUUGCAGCCAUUCUGGAUUGGUUGAUGAAGGGAUCAAGAUAUUUGAAUCUAUGAAAAUAGAGCAUAAAGUGGAACCACUUGUGGACCACUACACCUGUAUUAUUGAUGCUCUGGGCAGAGCUGGGAGGUUGUGUGAAGCAGAAAUGCUCAUAAGAAGGAUGCCAUGUAAAGAUGACCCUGUCAUAUGGGAAGUGCUGCUUAGCUCAUGUAGAUUGUACUGUGACAUUAUUGUAGCACAAAAUGCUGCUAACGAACUUUUGUCCCUAAAUCCUAGAAGUUCUACUCCAUAUGUUCUUCUAGCAAAUGUAUAUUCUUCUAUGGGAAAGUGGGAAGAAGUUAGGGCGAUUAGAGAGCUCAUGAGCAAUAACAAUGUGGGUAAGGAUGCUGGUUAUAGUUGGAUAGAAAGUAAAAAUGAUCAUGGAUCUUUGGAAUUUGAUGAUCUACGUAUUCUUCCCUCUCGAUGA
Messenger RNA from Amaranthus tricolor (Joseph's coat), 2679 nucleotides. Its product is annotated as pentatricopeptide repeat-containing protein At4g20770. Gene Ontology annotation, biological process: RNA modification. The record is from RefSeq and is a predicted model, not a curated record. The coding region runs from base 352 to 2679 and encodes 775 amino acids. The transcript is spliced from 2 exons. Lineage: Eukaryota; Viridiplantae; Streptophyta; Magnoliopsida; Caryophyllales; Amaranthaceae. Gene Ontology annotation, molecular function: protein binding; RNA binding.